This is a messenger RNA of Caenorhabditis bovis, 693 nucleotides long. Lineage: Eukaryota; Metazoa; Nematoda; Chromadorea; Rhabditida; Rhabditidae. The record is from the annotation of a GenBank genome assembly.
AUGCUUAAAAUUGUAUUCCUAACGCUUCUGGUGGUUAGCAGUGUUUCUGCAAUCUGCAAAACUCUUUUUUGUCCGAAACAACCCGGAAGUCAAAUUUCAUGCGAUCAAUGUCACACAUGCCUCAAUACGGGAUCUAGGUACUGUUAUACUUCUGAUCAGAAGAAUUGCCAAUGCGCUACAGCUCCGGAAGUGCGAUGUGUUCAGGAAAAUCCGUCUGCGUCAUUUUUGAACUACACAUUUUGUUUGUUAUUAGAUGAUAUGUCGAUUCCGACACCAGAAAUAGUCAAUCUUGAUUCUCACUCGGUGUCUGCAGUGGUCGCAAGAUUUUUUCAAGAACCACCUUUCGACAGUCUCAAGCCUUCAUACUUGUACCUUUUAGCUUUAUUUGAAAAAACGAAAGACUCAAAAUGUAAAACUGUUGGCAGUAUUGAAGCAUACGAUAGGCAAAAUUCGAAAUGCCUCAUUCGUGUGAGAUUGCAAAUGCCGAAAAUUGAUUAUACGGGGACAGAGAAUUAUUAUUAUGACGAUCGCUCUCCGUUAGAAACUCAAUUUUCUCGGGAUAUUUUUGGGGAAGCCAAGUUCAUCAUGUUUUGGGCAGAAACGACUGUAAGAAAAGAAGAAAAGCUUCAAAAUGGAAGUGCGUCGUUUACCACAGUUUUGCGAUCGAAGAGAAUACGCCACGAGUUAAAUUAA